AUGGCCACCCCAGCAAAAGCCAAACCUGAGGGCAUCUUGGGACUCUCUGCCGCCGAAGCCAAGAUCCUCAUCCUAGGCUUUCUCUGCAUCACAGACCAAUACAAGAUCGACUACGAGAAGCUCGCCAGCAAAGGCGGCUACACAGCUGGCUCUGCGAACGUUAUGUUCAACAAGGCCAAACGCAAGCUCGUCGAGCUCAACCCCGACAACAGCACCGAGAAUGGCUCUUCCGCUGCCGGCGAAGCCUCGUCCUCGAAGUCCGCAACGGCCACGCCCAAGAAAGGUCAAGCUAAGCGUAAGAAGGCUGCCGCAGGUGCGGAGGAUGGCGGUGCCGACGGCGAGGAAGCUGCAACGCCUACCAAGCCCAAGCGGCAGAGAAAGACGCCUGCGAAGAAGGGGGCGGCUGCUAAGGCUGGAGCUGACAAUGUUGAGAAUGGAAACAGUGCCCCUGAAGUCAAAUCCGAACCUUCCAAGUCCGAAGACAUCAUCAAAAAUGAAAUGGAGGAAGGCAAUAAUGAUGACUCGGAGCUCACGAUCAAAGCUGAGCUUGACGAGGUCAUGAACGAUGCGGACCUCGAUGCAGAGCUCGACGCUUUGGAUGCUGCCCAGGGGGCCGUGAAGGCGGAGGAUCACACUGCAUAG
This is a messenger RNA of Aspergillus viridinutans, 642 nucleotides long. RefSeq names its product putative histone h1.3. The coding region runs from base 1 to 642 and encodes 213 amino acids. NCBI's taxonomy places the organism in Eukaryota, Fungi, Ascomycota, Eurotiomycetes, Eurotiales, Aspergillaceae. The record is from RefSeq and is a predicted model, not a curated record. The transcript has 3 exons.